AAUUUAAGUGAUUCCAUAAUUCGUCCCCCACUUCCACAUUCCAAAAUACUUGUCUUCAAUCAUUUCAAUUGCCACUCACCCCCUCCACUUUUAAAUCUAAAUCCAACUUGGAUCCCAUUUAAAUCUCUCACUUUCCGUUAACGCCGCCGCCGUCCAUUUGGCCUUGGCUGUAUGAAAUUCACUCCACCCAUUAUACCACCGGUGGAAGUGUCGCCGUCACUGUGAUCUGACGCCACAUUCCCUCGUGGCUGACGCAGUCAACAUUAUUGCCAGUUAUUCAGUCAAAGCAAAAAGCCUAAAACAGAAGAAAUACUGGAGUAGUAAUAAAAGUUUUGAGAAAAAAUAAACAAAUAAAAAGCCGCCUUUUUUUCUUUUCCUUUCUUCUUUCAUUUCGUUGACCUUUUCCUAAUUCAACUUGUACUGCUUUCUUCAUUUUUCUUCCUAAUUUUCUCUAAGAGAUUUCGUACAGAGAGAAAAAAACAUGAAUGGAGUCGCUCCGCCGAGGAGUUCGGGUUCCGACGGUGGCGCCGUCGAAAGUACGACGGUUCUCCGGGCUUAUCAGACCUGGAAAGGCAGCAACAAAUUUUGUCUUCAAGGAAGGUUUAUAUUUGGGCCUGACGUGAGGUCGCUCUUUAUGACUAUCUUCCUUAUAGUUGCCCCAGUUGCUGUGUUUUGCGUCUUUGUUGCAAGGAAAAUUGUGGAUGACUUUGCUGGUCAUUGGGGGUGGUCUAUCAUGGUCGUAGCGGUCAUUUUUACAUUAUAUGUCUUGGUCCUUCUUCUACUAACAUCUGGAAGAGAUCCUGGUAUAAUUCCUCGCAAUCCUCAUCCUCCGGAGCCAGAAAACUUUGAAGGAAGUGCCCAAGCUGGACCUGGUCAAACUCCACAAUUACGUUUGCCCCGCAUCAAGGAAGUGAAUGUCAAUGGAAUAACUGUAAAAGUUAAAUAUUGUGAUACCUGCAUGCUGUAUAGGCCUCCACGCUGUUCUCACUGUUCAAUUUGCAAUAACUGCGUGGAACGUUUUGACCAUCACUGUCCCUGGGUAGGGCAAUGUAUUGGAUUGAGGAAUUACCGUUUCUUCUUCAUGUUUGUCUUCUCAACAACUCUUCUUUGCUUAUACGUUCAUGGCUUCUGCUGGGUCUAUAUUAGAAGGAUCAUGGAUGGUGAGCAGACCACAGUCUGGAAAGCAAUGGCCAAGACUCCUGCCUCUAUUGUGUUAAUCAUUUAUACAUUCAUAUCAGUCUGGUUUGUUGGUGGCCUGACUGUCUUCCAUCUUUAUCUUAUCGGCACAAACCAGUCGACAUAUGAGAACUUUAGAUAUCGAUAUGAUCGGCGGAUCAAUCCCUUUGACAAAGGUGUACUCCGUAACUUCUUAGAGAUAUUCUGCACCAGUAUUCCUCCUUCCAUGAAUAGAUUCAGGGCCAAAGUACAGAAAGAACCCGAGAUACCAGCUCGUGAAGUGGCUGGUGGUUUUGUUAGUCCGAACUUGGAGAAAACUAUGAGCGACUUAGAAAUGGGAAGGAAACCAGCUUGGCGUGAGAUUGCAAGAGGAAGCGGUGAUUUUGAAGGACAACCUAGAAAUGAUAGUCAGUUAGAUAAGGAUGAAGAGCUCUCGGCUGCAUCCCCAGAGCUAAGCAACUCCACCUUGGCUGAGGGGCGUAGUAUCCUACAUCCCAGACGCUCUAGUUGGGGAAGAAGAAGUGGAACUUUGAACAUACCACCUGAUGUAAUUGCCAUGGCAUCUGAAAUUGGAGAGUCUAAUCGGACUACUGUCAGUGAUAGUGCUUACCGGACUGACUACCAGCAAUAGUAGCUGAUCUGGUUGCUGUUUAAAUUAUUGUAGAAGAACUGACAAAUAGAGAUCUUAAGCCAGAGGAUGAUAGAAUCAAUGGAUAGGAUCUGAUUAUCCUUGAGGUGUGCUGUUGUGUGUAUAAUUCUAUUUUUUUUUUCUUUCUUUUUGAUAGUUCUUUGAUGUGUGUUUAAUCUUUUUGCGAUAAGGUUGAAAAAUGUGCUUAAUCUGCAAAGAGACCCCCAAAAAAAAAAAAAAAAAAAAAAAAAAAAAACAAGAAAUGUCUUACCAGUAUUGACUUCCCACUCUUAUAUAUGAUAUAUUAUCGUGAAGAUUCAAAUUUUAUUUCUA
Molecule: messenger RNA, 2137 nt
Organism: Nicotiana attenuata
Lineage: Eukaryota; Viridiplantae; Streptophyta; Magnoliopsida; Solanales; Solanaceae
Product: probable protein S-acyltransferase 7
Exons: 5
Coding region: 482-1807 (441 amino acids)
Biological process (GO): protein targeting to membrane; peptidyl-L-cysteine S-palmitoylation
Cellular component (GO): Golgi apparatus; endoplasmic reticulum
Molecular function (GO): protein-cysteine S-palmitoyltransferase activity
Source: RefSeq, a predicted model, not a curated record